CAUGGGAUCAGCAUGCACUUCGCAGAGUUCGGCCAACGUAUUGCAAGGCGAUUCCACGUCGUUCAAGAUGGUCCUCGUCGGAGACGCCGAAGUUGGCAAGACGGCCGUCUUUAUGAGAUACACGAAGAACCAGUUUGAUUACAGUUACCAGCCGACGGUUUCUGUUUGUAUUGGGAAUGUGGUCAAGAAAGUUAAUGUCCCGGAUGAUGGUAUUGUGUCUGUCGCUGUGUGGGAUCUGCCGGGGAGGGAAGAGGUCGAUCUGAGGAGAUCAUAUUAUAAGGAUAUUGAUGCAGCCAUUGUGGUUGUUGACGUUAGUGACACUGAUAGCAUUAACUCAGCUUCAAUGUGGAAACAAGACAUUCUCAGCAACUGUGACACCAGACUUUUUGAGUCCAAUCUUACAAGCACUCAUACUCACUCAUUUAGCAUUCCAAUUCUGUUGCUAGGCAAUAAACUAGAUCAAUUAAACUACAACGUGGAGUCGGAAGAAAUCCCGAAGGAAGUCUUGUUGUUGGAGAAACUUGUGGAUGAGCAAGGGUUUGCAGGGGGAGCGGUCGUGUCUGCAAGGGAUGGAGAUGGCAGUGUUCAUGAUGCAGUACAAACGUUAAUCAGACAUUUACUGGAGAUGAGAAAGUCUAGACAAGGAAUGAAUAUGCAAAUAGAGAAAAGAGUGAGCAUGAACAGAGUUGUGUUUCGAAGUGAGUUGUAUAAACGCAAGAAACGACUUCCAGUCAGUCAUGUUCCACAGUUUGAUCAGCUGUUUGAGCAAAGUGAGCAAGGAAUUACUGACAUCGAAUGGGCUGUGUCCAAGUUCAACUCGGCUCUCAGCCGCUUCAGAAAGCAAUGUGCUGUGGCUGACAUUGGACUAGGAGGUCAACCUACUUUGGAAGAUUGUAUUACUGCCUUGAAGAAAGCAAUUGGUGAUCAGCAUAUGAAGUUGGAUCAAGAGGUAUUGUUUCCCCAACUCAUCGUUUCCAGUCAAAUCGAAAAAGAAGUUGUACUACAAGUGUGGACAGCUAUUGAAAUAUAUCAAAAUGAAGUUGUAAGCACAGCUGAACGUGUUCUCAGUGUAUGUCCCAUAGCUGAAAGCCUUUUAUGUGGACUAUAUGAGGAGCUUGUGAAGCUACAGGAUCAAAGCUGGGAUCUAUGCACGGCUGCUGGACUUACAAAGAAGGCAACGAGGGAAGCUGUUUUUGUAAUAAAAGCAAACGUGGAUGAAAUAAAGCAAACGAGGAAUACGGCUACAAAGGGUGUACAGGCUGUAGAGCGAUCGACUCAGAAAGUACAGGCAGCAAUGAUGUGGUAGUCAUUGGUCUUGCGAAUGAAGUGAGAUGUAUAGUGUAGAGUAGAUAAGACCAUACAGAAUGAAUGUACAGAUAGAUGUAGGAUAUAUCUAUAUGUCUUGUUUCAUGGUCGUAGUUUGGCUGCAGAAGUGGGAGUACAUAAUACACCAAACGGACAAUGACGUCACAAA
Molecule: messenger RNA, 1474 nt
Organism: Corticium candelabrum
Lineage: Eukaryota; Metazoa; Porifera; Homoscleromorpha; Homosclerophorida; Plakinidae
Exons: 7
Coding region: 2-1306 (434 amino acids)
Biological process (GO): vesicle-mediated transport
Molecular function (GO): GTP binding; GTPase activity
Source: RefSeq, a predicted model, not a curated record